Selaginella moellendorffii is the source of this 1371-nucleotide messenger RNA. RefSeq lists its product as uncharacterized. The record is from RefSeq and is a predicted model, not a curated record. Bases 445 to 969 code for a protein of 174 amino acids. The transcript is spliced from 3 exons. NCBI's taxonomy places the organism in Eukaryota, Viridiplantae, Streptophyta, Lycopodiopsida, Selaginellales, Selaginellaceae.
AGGAAGUGGAACACAAAUUGGAGAGCGAGCAAGAUCCUGAUCAGAAGAAGUAUCUGCAGAGGAAAGAGGAGCAGCUGUGGGAAGAAAAGCUUUCUCCUGCUCAGACAAAUUGUUUUCAGUCUUCAUGCUACACCUAUAACUACGGGUCUGGUGGAAGAUAUUUUGUCUACAUUCUGGACCAGGGUGAUGGAGAAACGAGCUGAGAUGCCUACUCAAGAUGAUUUCAAGGAGAAAUAUGCUCUCACCAAAUUCCCUAUUUGUUGUCUUCCCCAUCUUGGUCACAGGCAGCCCAGUCUUCUGUGGGAAGGGCUAGACCAGCUGUUCAGUGCGUCACAAGAUUCUUGAGACUAUCUGGAAAGCUGCACUGGACGUUGUGAUUGUUUGUGAUGUGUCUGUACGAGAUUGCAGUGCAGCAGCCCCGUGUGUUUCUCACGGGGGUGGCGGAUGAAGCUACUGGUGCUGAAGGCUGGUGAGGUCUUCAUCCAUGACAAGUCUGGAACCGAUAACUUGACGUUCCUCUUCAACCAAGUGGUGCAUCAGCAUCUCAGGUACCCUGAACAUGACCCGUGGUCGUAUUUAACAGGGAGAAUCCUGGAGUUGGCAACCACGGUUGCAGAGCUAGAAGCGCUGAAUGUGAGCAUGGGGACUGCUACACAUGGAGUGGUCCUCUCAUAUUGGACGAUGAAGUACCUAACUGACCGAUUUACAUCAGGAAGUGGACUCAACCAAUCGAUGCUGGACAAGUUCGCUGCUUCGGUAACACUGUAUACUUUGCUGGGAGGGGAAGGUCACUUCUUCGUGUGGCCACUCACUUGGCCAAGGCGUUGCAGCAGUUUGCUGCUCGUGUACUGGACGAUUGUAGCAUCCUGGACUUCCAGAGGCUGCAGCUCUUGUUUCGAGGGAGGCAUCGGACAUUUGCUACUGCUUUGGAGAAUUGUAUCAUGGCGAAUCCAUUGGCAUCAGAGUUGACACGGAGUUAGGCACAAAGAGGGGUGUAGUGGCCUCGAGUGUGGUGGAUCGGCGACGCAUUCUGUUCAGCAUAAACAGGACAGUCUUGGAUGAUAUAUACAGCUUCUUUGCAGGAGUCCCCAGCAGCGAGGCAGAGGCAGCAAAAGCUUUAGUACAAAGUGCGGUGAUGAACAUGUUUUUCGGGCGCGGGAAGAUGGUUGUGAUCAACCCCACUUUGUCACUUAUAGAAUUUGGAUUGGCCAGGGUGGGAGAAUAUGGGAAACGAGUCCAAUGGAUUCAGGAUGGGGAGGACGGUAUUGUUGUUGAUGGAGACAAGUCAUGGAAGGUGGAGAUCUGGGAACCACUUGUUUUAAUGGCGCUGUGGCAAUUUUAUAAGGAACAAUCUUCCUGCAAUAAGAGUAG